AUGGUUUGGGUUCAUUAUUCAGGUCUCAGUCUAGAAUAUUGGGAUGAGCAGACUCUUUUUACCAUCGGUAAAGAAUUGGGAGAGCCAGUAAAGGUAGAUGAGGCUACUUUGAAUUUUGAGAAUGGACUAUAUGCAAGAGUACUUAUUAAGAUUGAUUUAGCAAAGAAAAUUACAAAAAAACUAUGGAUUAAAACUAAGUUUGGUGGUUUUAUGCAAAGUUUUUUACUAACAAAGUUGCCAAAAUUUUGUAAUCACUGUAAAAUUGUUGGUCAUGUGCAAGCUGAAUGCAGAGUAAAGACAUCAUCUGAAGUAAAAUCAAGCAAUAAUCAUGUACAACAAAGAACUGCAACACCUAAUAACAAGCCAGCUGAGAAGACAAAUGACAAAGGAAAAAAUUCAAAUAUUGCUCCAACUCCAGAAGCUCAAAAGAAACAAGUGAAGUUUGAUAUAUGUUUUACUCCUGUUACUUUAAUAAGCCAGCAUAUUACAUUACCUCAAGAUCAAACUAUACUUGUUACUUCAGGUAGGUUUGAAACUCUUAAUACUGUUGUUGAAGAGGAGGAAAUAUAUGGAAUAGAAAAUCUCUCUCCAGCAAAGGUACAACAAAUUGAUGAUGAUAAUACAGUGGAGAAAAGUGUAAUCAAUUUCAUCAAUGGCAAAGAUGGUUCCACUUCAGAGGAAAGAAUUCCAACAACUACUUGGUAUAAAAUAAUUCAAAAGCCUUCAUCUUCAGGUACCAAGACAAUUCCAGCAGAUCAACAAAAAGAAGUACCAAACAAGAAUAUGGUGAUUCAUAAUUCAAUUUUAAACAAGAAAGGAAACAUUUGGUUAUUUUGGAAUAAACAUCUACCUACACCAACUGUGGUAUCUAUGUCAAGUCAGAUGAUAACAGUCAACAAUGGAGGCAACCUAGUAUCUGGAGUUCAUGCUCAUGUUGAGGCAGUUCAAAGAAGAAUUUUAUGGUCUGAGAUGGAAGUGAUAAGUGGUUUAAAUCUUCCUUGGAUUUCUAUAGGAGAUUUCAAUGCAAUCACCACAACAGAAGAAAAAACUGGUGGUAGGCCUGCUAAUAUAAAAAAUAUGCUUAAGUUCAAUAAUUUUCUAGACAAAUGUGAAUUGCAGCAAGCUCCAAAAUCUGGAUGUGAAUACACUUGGUCUAAUUGUCAUCAUGGUACCAAAAGGAUUUUGUACAAUCUUGAAAGAGCUGUUGUUAAUAACUUGUGGAUUCAAAAACAUGAUGACUGGAGUUAUAAAGAUGGUUUGAGAAUAGCUUCUGACCAUUCUCCACUUUUGGGUGGGUAUGAGCUGUCCUAA
Messenger RNA from Papaver somniferum (opium poppy), 1311 nucleotides. RefSeq lists its product as uncharacterized. NCBI's taxonomy places the organism in Eukaryota, Viridiplantae, Streptophyta, Magnoliopsida, Ranunculales, Papaveraceae. The transcript is spliced from 2 exons. The record is from RefSeq and is a predicted model, not a curated record. The coding region runs from base 1 to 1311 and encodes 436 amino acids.